GUGACGUGCUGUUAAGAUAUAAUGGCAGCGUGCUCUUAAUAGCAGGGAGGGGAUGGUUUAGCAGAGUGGCAAAGGGGCUGGGAGACAAGUCCUGCUGCAGUCCUCAAAAAGUGUACAGCUGUCAGAUACCUGGAGAAGAGGAAGGGCGUGCGAGAGCAAGCUGCCUCUGCUCCUGGUUGCCAGCUUCAGGGGUUUGUGACAUCGUGGCUCUUCAGAACGCCGGAGUCUGAGUGCAGCUACUGAAAAGUCACCCAGCUGUCUGUCUGGCAGGGAACGCUCGUCUCCUUUCAAGGGCUAAGAUAACAUCCAUGGGGCCAGCAAUAACUUACUUGAUGAAGUUCUGCAUAAAGGAGAAGAUGCAGUCUUGCACCCUUCUGACCUCCUCACAGCUGCACUGAUGGUUCAGUCAUGGAGAAUCUCCAUCACAGUCUCUGGGGAGGAUUUUUAGGAACAGCUAUUUACCCUUUGCCUGGAGUGGAGUGAAAGCCAUGCUGAGUAGACCAUUAAUGAGUGAAUGGGAUCUGCUGGGAAGGCUUGUCCUCACACCAUGACAACUGACGAGUCAGAAGCUGGAGAGUUAGCUCUGGAGCCCCUGCUCACUUGUAAGCUAUGUCUCUGUGAAUAUUCCCUGGAUAAGAUGACAACUCUUCAGGAAUGCAGCUGCAUCUUUUGUACAUCGUGCCUGAAACAGUACAUGCAGCUGGCAAUCCAAGAAGGUUGUGGUUCUCCUAUCACUUGUCCAGACAUGGUAUGCUUGAACCAUGGGACCCUACAAGAAGCAGAGAUUGCCUGUUUGGUGUCUGUUGAUCAGUUUCAGUUAUACAAGAGGCUGAAGUUUGAACGAGAAGUCCACUUGGACCCCCAAAGAACAUGGUGUCCUGCAGCUGACUGCCAAACAGUUUGCCAGAUUGCACCAAGUGAGUCAGGAGCUCCAGUGCCCGUGGCAUGCCCUGUUUGCCACCUGAUGUUCUGCUCCGCCUGCAAGGACGCGUGGCACCCGCAGCGCUCAUGCCAGGAAAACCAAAUCGUUUCAUUACCAACUGAGCAGGGGUCACUUAUUGGAACGGAGACAGAGGCACCAAUAAAGCAGUGCCCAGUUUGUAGAAUCUAUAUUGAACGAAAUGAGGGCUGUGCUCAGAUGAUGUGCAAGAACUGCAAGCACACAUUUUGCUGGUACUGUCUACAGAACUUGGAUAAUGAUAUCUUCUUAAGACAUUAUGACAGAGGCCCUUGCAGAAACAAGCUGGGCCACUCGAGGGCUUCGGUGAUGUGGAACAGAACGCAGGUUGUGGGGAUCCUCGUUGGACUGGGUAUCAUAGCAUUAGUGACAUCUCCCUUGCUGCUUGUGGCAUCUCCAUGCAUCAUCUGCUGCAUUUGCAAAUCUUACCGAAGCAAGAAGAAAAAACACAGCCCACCAACAACUUAAAAUCUGUCUGAGCCUCCAUCUGUAGAGCAUAUGUUUGUGAGAUAGCACAAUGGUUGUCUUUCAGUGCCAUACCUACCAAAUAGUAUGCCCUUUUUUUCCAGUUCUUGGGAUAAGUGCCCAUUCCUCACAGGCUACUCUGUCACUAACAAGUCCCAGUGUGCUAAAAGUCUGGAUUAUUUUGCAAUACAUGUGGCUAUAAGUUUUUGCUCUUUAAGAGGAAAAUGAGACACCAUUCAGUAGUUCAUACCCUUAAAUAUGAAACUGCUGGAACUUUACAAUCCUCUGCACAUGACUUGAUCUUGCAGUAUUGUCCUACCUUUGCAGACCCGGUUGUUAUUGUCAUGCUUUCUGUUGGCUCUUGGUAAGACUUUCUCAUAAAGUUUUGGGUAUUUUAUAAAAGGAGGAGAGGGAAACACCUGAUGAAGUUCUGUCUGCUAGCUUGUGUCCCCUUCAAGGUAACAAACUGUUAAGAAAAUAUAUUUGACAGUUUCCUGUCAACUGGUUGCCAUGGCAUUUCUUUCAGCAAUGAAAUCAAUUUUAUUUGUCUAUUGAUCUCAAUUAUGGAAUUGAAAUGCAACAAAAAUAUUUCUAAGAUAAGGCUCUCUUGAGAGACUGGACUACCUUGAGAAAGGCAUUUAAUUUU
Messenger RNA from Calypte anna (Anna's hummingbird), 2069 nucleotides. RefSeq names its product ring finger protein 144B (gene RNF144B). The record is from RefSeq and is a predicted model, not a curated record. Lineage: Eukaryota; Metazoa; Chordata; Aves; Apodiformes; Trochilidae. The transcript has 9 exons. Gene Ontology annotation, cellular component: mitochondrial membrane; ubiquitin ligase complex; cytoplasm. Gene Ontology annotation, biological process: protein polyubiquitination; ubiquitin-dependent protein catabolic process; positive regulation of proteasomal ubiquitin-dependent protein catabolic process. Gene Ontology annotation, molecular function: zinc ion binding; ubiquitin conjugating enzyme binding; ubiquitin protein ligase activity. The coding region runs from base 515 to 1426 and encodes 303 amino acids.